AGUAAAUCCAAAAGUGGCACCUCACCUUCUGGUUGCGUGGUGCGGUAACAGAAGAAGAGCAUCACCACAGCGGUUUACCUCUCUUUAUUCCACUGUCGCUUUUCGUCUUCUUUUCUUUUGGCUGUGCCGUUCUCCGAGUGUGAGCGCGGAGUAUCCGGCUCAGACAAGCGCCCCUUCUUUUCUCCCCUGCGAGUUUUUUGUACCUUUUUCUCUCAACGCCUUCUUGGAAGGCGGAGCGGCGCUGCGAAGGUGUUCGUGCAGCGUACGAGGUGAGGUGUACGAUCCUCCUUUUCCCACCAAUACUCUCUGUAUGUGUCUUCUUUUAUCUUCCUUUUCAUACACUGCUUUGAUCGUAAUAUUCUAUUAUAAUUUUUCUUUCUACUAUUGUUUUAUUAUUAUUAUUUUAGUUUGCCUUGGCAAAAAGGACACGCUGCCGCCCGUCGUGUUGUUGUUUGUUUUUCCCCUUGCGCUUCAUCCUUCCUCUGACCUGUAUCAACCCUCUCUUUCUCUCCUCUACGGCUUAGCUGCCACGUGCGCUUCACAAGACACGCGCGAUCACGCAGCGCUGAAGGAAAGACACGGCCACACGGCGAAGAGACGAGGUCAGGUCGAGGCGAAAUUAAAGGACGCAACUCAAAUUUAGGUGUCAACUGCGUAGAGGGCAUAAGUGAAACAAAUAGAAGCUUUCUUGCUCCGCAGGAUUUGUGUGUUCUCGAACUCGAUUCCUUCUGUCUAAGAUCAACGGAGUGCGUGUAACACCUUCAAACUUCUUUUUUCUUUCUUCUUGGUGGAUGUUCAUUUCCAAUAAAGCGCUACCUAUAUUAUUAUUUCUCCUCUUGCUUUCUCACUUGACCCGUCAGAUUCUCUUCUCCCGCUGAGCUGUGGUUUUCUUUCGAUUUAUUCUUAUUUACUUCUACGUACUACCAAACGAAAGCCAACAACACAUUUUUCUGUUCUGACGAUCUUCUCCUCCGUCUAUAUAACCCUUUUACAGUCCCUUUUGUUGUUGUAGUUUCUGCUCCGUCGCAAAGAGCAGUAACGGGGAAAAAGAAAUUGCCGUGUCGCCUUCUUUUUUGUUUGAAGUGAGGAGAGGAAGCAAGUACGACGUGUUGGGCGACUUUCUUGAUUUCCUUUUCUGGUGUUGACCUGUUUGUUUGUCUGGCGGAUAAGCCUCUGUGUCGGCGUUUGCUUCUCAGCUCUCUUCCUUUUCCUCGCCUGCAACUUCGCGCGACUCCAACGCCACUGCGGUAGUUUUCUUUUGAGGAGGAUUGUGCCAGGUUGACACGCAGGCAGAGACAGGUUGGUGCGGGCACGUGCGCAGACCCCUCCAAAGAAAAGAAAGAAGAGGGGCUUUUAAUAAACGCUUUUUAGGUGAAACUAAGAGCAGUACAUGGCUUCGCCAACAGCCAUCGGUAUCGGCGUCGGUGUAGCCCUCGGGGUUUUAGUGGUCGUUUCUGUGGUGGUGAUCGUCGUGGGGCUCUGUACCAGUAACACCCGCACUCGCGACUUCACCCGCGAGCGAGAGCGGCGCGUGGAGCGGGUGCGUGAACGUCAUCAACAGGAGCAAGAGCAAUGGCGAGAACGGCGACUACGCGACGUCGUGCUCUUGCUGAUUGAGCGCGGCGAGGCCGUGGAGGGCGUGCCGCUCGCCUUUCAGCUGCCAAACCGGCCGGAGGUGCCUGCUCGUCGUGCCCUGCGCAACCACCGUGGGCAGAACACGCAGCGCCAGGAGCUCGAGAUCGAACUCGCGAACGAGGACGAGAACGGACGCCUCGACGCCGCGGCGCAGGAGAUCGCACGGAAGCCGCUGACGGAGCUCCUCGCGAACGGCCGCCCCGAAGAGGCCGAGCCGGGACCGGACGUGAUGCAGCUGCUGCUGGACGGGCAGGAGCUGCAGCAGCACACGAGCUCCGACGGCGAUGACGACUACCUCCUCGAUGAGGAAACCUCCGCGAGUGUGACACCGUCGCCCAUUCUGCUGUCGGGGCGGACGAGUCGGAUCCCCAGCUGCCCACCAACACCGCAGCCGCAGCCGAGCCAGCCGUCCUCGCUCGCCAACCCAGUUGCACGCCGCACGCCACCAUCCACCACCACCGCCGAAGGCGACGGCGCUGAGAACCCCGACGCGGCGGAAAUCGAAGCCCGCACCGCCGCAGCGCUACGGGCGGAGCAGCAGCGUCGAGAGGCCCGUGAGGCCGCCCUCCUGCAGGAGCUGCGCCGAGAGCGUCGCCGCAAGCGCCGCAAGACUGCCGAGGAGGUCUACGGUGAGCCAGUCGACUACCUCCCCAACCCUGAGAACGACUUCCUCGACCGCACGGCGGCGGCGGAGGCGGCGGAGGAAGCAGCGGCGAACGCAGCCCCGCAGUCCCCGCUGUGGCGCUUCCUGUCUCCCCUCACUCCCUUCCGCGGCAACAGGUCCCACAGCAAGAAGUCCGCCUUCGCGGAUCGCGUACCGGAAGGCAGCACGACUCUGCAGGACACGCGCGGCUCGUCUGGAGCGCCGGCGUCGCCUCGGAAGCCCAAACCCUCCGGUCGAUCUCCCUUCUGA
Messenger RNA from Leptomonas pyrrhocoris, 2548 nucleotides. RefSeq lists its product as hypothetical. The transcript has a single exon. The coding region runs from base 1391 to 2548 and encodes 385 amino acids. NCBI's taxonomy places the organism in Eukaryota, Euglenozoa, Kinetoplastea, Trypanosomatida, Trypanosomatidae. The record is from RefSeq and is a predicted model, not a curated record.